AUGAAUUAUCUUAUUAUUUUAAUUCUUAUUUUAAAAACUUUUGUUAUUUAUUCAAUAAGUAUUUUUAAUCAACAAGGAUUAUUUGACUUUAACAAUGAUUAUUACAAUAACAAUUUUUAUAAUCAACCACUAAUUAAUACCAGAGGUUUAUAUUUUAAAAGAGGUUUUGUUCCAUUAAAUCAAAUGAAAAUAGGUGAAGCUUAUGGAGAUGAUUUAACACAAUUUUGGCUUAUAUGCCAUGAUUGUCCAAAAUAA
Messenger RNA from Strongyloides ratti, 255 nucleotides. RefSeq lists its product as hypothetical. The record is from RefSeq and is a predicted model, not a curated record. Bases 1 to 255 code for a protein of 84 amino acids. The transcript has a single exon. NCBI's taxonomy places the organism in Eukaryota, Metazoa, Nematoda, Chromadorea, Rhabditida, Strongyloididae.